AUGCGAUUUCGGCCAAUAAAUCUAGUCGCUCAUCACACGCACUACGAUGUUAGGCUAACUUACAAAUGGGUCACAAACCUGAAGUACUUCGAAAAUGGAAUGACUGUCUUUCAAGGUCGUUGUGCGAAAGAGAGGCAACUUCGGUUUCCACUUAUAAUCAUGAGUCUUUCGGAAGAUGAAUCUACUUCAGAUGAAGAAUAUAUCCCUCCAGUUAAAGCUUCUAAAUUGGAAGAAGACUCAGAAAGCGAAUAUAGCGAUGAGUCAGAAUCAGGAGAUUCAGACUGUAUUAGUGGUAAAAUCAUUCCCUCCCUAGAUCUGGCCUUAGAUAGUUUAACCAGUCAGUCAAGUAAAAAACGUCCUGCUAAAAGGUAUGAGUACAACUUAAUGAUGAUUUAACCAUUAGCUGAUUAUUUAGGAACUCGAAAAAAUCCAAGGUUUGCUUAUUAGUGUCAGUAAUGGCCAAGUUUUAGAUUACCGACUGUUCACCGCUUUCCACUACCGAGGAUGUGAAAGCCUACGAAGAUAAAGUGUGGAACGAGUUUCUAAAUUCCGAUAGUACCGAGAAAUCUGUAAGCACAGUUUUCCACGAAUAACACAUUAAAGAAUAGCACUGAAAAAGUAAAUGUUGUAAAAAAGUAUCAGUUUGCUGGGGAGGAAGUUGAGUAAGUUCAUGAGAAUAUCUCAUAUAUAGUAUUUCACUUUUUCAAUGUUUUCCCGUAUGUACGUUUAUUGGCGGGUGACUUUAAUAAUGUGCAUUCCACCAUGUUCACAGAGUCGUGUCUAAAUUUUGAAGUUACCUUUAAAGCGUAGCGUAUUAUAGGCCUGUGAAGCAGUGGCCUAUUAAGUAUUAGAAGCUAAGUUUUUUAGUUCCUUUCCCCAUUACUCAUUAAAAUGAACUUUACGACGAAUGCUAUAUAGCAUAUGCUGUUUAUUAGUAAGUUGUCUAAACAUUUUCCAAAAACAUGGACAUACGAAGUCACUUGCUUGUGUGAUGUUAAGUCUUUCGGAGGCACAAAUCCUAGAUUACAUUUUUACUGGUCGACAAUUUGCUUCCAUCGUACUUUCAGUUAUAUGUGGUCAGUAGUGCCAAAAGUUAACAAAGCUUAUCAUGUCUCGAUCUGGUCUGAUUAUUAUUAUUUCUUGUAUUCAUGGUGUUUUAAGCCAAGUCUGUGAAAAUCAGCAACAUCCAGAUAGGUAGUGCAUUGUGCUAGACUUCAAUCAUUUCUAAGUAGCGUUUCUUGAUUAGGUAUACAUCACUGAGGCUAGACACUCGUUUAAAUCACCAGCCUGUUCAUACAGUGACUAAGAUUGUCAAACGAUAGCUGUUGGAUACUACUAGUACUAUGAGAAAGUAGAUACAUUACACUGUAGUUUUAUUAGUUGUUCAUAAUAGCUUAUGCUACUGACUACCAAUUUACUGAGUUUGUAAUGAAAAUAUUGUUGAAAUUUGAUUCCACGUUGAUAGUAGAUACAGACUACUUGGUUGGGGUCCGCAUGACUAUCGUAACCAAUGGUUGGAGACUAUGUGACAUGGCUCGGAAUCGAUCACAAUGGCGUAGGUGUAUACACUCUUUGUCUUUGAACUAUGAAAUUAAAAUCGCGUCAUAUUUUUCUUCCUACGAACUAAUUCUUCUUGUACUAUGUCUUUAUAUGCAAUCUUUCUUUUAUAUACUACCACCACCACUGAUUUAACUGGUUCUAUGAACUCGGUGUUCAUCUUGUUGUGCUAAUGAGGCGUGGCAACUUGAACCGACGCACAUGUGUCUGGUCCUACGUUGUAGCUGACUGAUCGUACGCAUUGUAGACUUUGUUUUAUUAUUGAUCAAUACAUAUGCAAUAGUCUCCAUGAGUGACGAAUGACGUUUUUCUGGUGCGGGUGUUCAAUUUUCAGGUUCAAAAUAUUAGUAGAAUCUCACCUUCCCAUCGGUGAUCUUUAGGAAACUGUUAUCUCGUUCUGUCGUUGCACUUACCCCUACAUAAGCUGGAAGUACUGCUUGCGCGUUUGAACCAAGUAAUCAAUGCUAGUGUUACGUGUAGCGUAAUGUGCAUAUAUGACAAAUCCGUUGACUAAAUGUUAAGACUGAGUCUACUGAAGCGGGAUCCACCCUGUAAAUUCCACCUGAUUUUGAUUUUCAGUAGUAUCUCGUUUUUACUCCUUGAGUACAUCCCUUUUUGACCGUGUUGUUUAAUUCCUUCCCCACCACUACCGAUGUACCUUCGUGUCAAACCCUACGCCCAUUACAGUCGACUGAUUUUAUGGUGCAUAUUACGAGUAUAGACUGUUACUUAUCGUUGCGACACAAACAGGCUUUUAACACAAGCCAUCUAUUCUUAAUUGUCUUGUUGAUUACAACAUUUUGGGAUCUCCAUCGUGUUAUAAUAGUUAUUGGAGAAUACACCAAGCUGUGAUUACCUCCGGACUUUACCCUUGUUACAUGAUGAUCCUGAGUUUAAACAUCGGGAGUUUCGUAUAUUCAAAGCAUUUGCUUCGUUUCCGAAUCACUAAAAACCAGUGUUACCAUGUAAACUAUCAAUCACCUACUUAACUAUAUUUGUAUGUAAACCGUAUGACUGUUAUCUAUAAAAACAACUUUCUUAUUUUCAGAGUCAUUCAGGCUGUUUCAAACUCGAAUCGAACUAAAGGUUUAGGUGUCUCACAUAAUAAGACUUCAACUGAGACAAUUCCCCUGAAACCAAAGUAAGUUCUAUCCAAAACUGUUAUUCGGUUGAGAAUACAGUCAACAGUUGUACAGAUUAAUAGUAAUAACUUUGUAACAAGUGUAUAGUUAUUUCAAACAGCAUCAUAAAGUGCUCCGUCGUUUCUUUUGGUGAACGUCGUAUCAUAACCUAUACCAAUAGCACUGCAUAUAACUCCAAACUGAUUUCAACUUAAUAGAUGAGCAAAACUAUGUUUACAAUGAAACACUGCGUAUCCACUUCUGUUUAUUUCAUAUACACGUACCUUACGUCCUGCACUACUUGAAUUUUCAUACGCCUAAAUAGCAUCUGCAUUUUUGUGUUGCAACCAGUGGAUUAUGAUAUACAUAUAUGAGCAUAAUAAUUAAUGGAGAGAAAUAUGAUUCAACUCAAGGGAAAUUAUCAGAGCUAUUUUGUCGUGAAACGUUGAAAGCCGUCAGUCAGCAGUUGUAGUAAAAAAGGCAUUAUCUUCUGCCUUUUAUGCUACACAGAAAAUACAAAGCAGGUAAUUAACACCAAGGCUAAGCUACUCCUAUAGGGUGACAGUGAUUUCCUCCCACCAGUUAUUUCUUCUUUAGAACUAAGAGUGAGCAAUAAAGUCCGUUCAGGCUUCCAGCAGUUAGUUUUUCCUGAUAAACUCAGUACGUCCUCGUGCACUUUAAUUAGGCUAGUGACUAAGUUUCUCACUAGUAUGUGUGACAGCUGCAAAAUUAGUAGUAUUCGUUCUAAUUUUGCUGGUAUAUUAGCCAUAACAGUAACUGUUGUAAGCCGUAUCUUUUCUGCUAACAUUUUCACACCACAAAAAGCAUUCAGACAAAACAAAUUAUAUUUCCCUUAUGUUGAACCAAAUUAAUCUGCUUAUUAUAUGCAUCAAUUUACAAAUCAUUUUAAUAUAGAGCACCGUCUUUGGGACUCGGUCUAACUAACGCUCUGCAGAACUUGAAAUCCACGAUAAACAGCCUACCUAAGUUAUCUACCUUAGAAAAGUCGCGUCUUGACUGGAAGCAAUAUGUACAGAAAGAAUCUUUGGAAGAUGACCUUAAAGCCCACAACAAAGGGAAAGAAGG
This is a messenger RNA of Schistosoma haematobium, 3764 nucleotides long. Its product is annotated as Craniofacial development protein 1, variant 2. The transcript is spliced from 3 exons. Bases 1 to 396 code for a protein of 131 amino acids. NCBI's taxonomy places the organism in Eukaryota, Metazoa, Platyhelminthes, Trematoda, Strigeidida, Schistosomatidae. The record is from RefSeq and is a predicted model, not a curated record.